GAGCUCCGCCUUUACACUAGGGUGCAAAUUUAUUGUAAACAAAAUAUGGCGACAAUAACUAUCUGUGAUCGUCGAAAAAAUGGAAUCUCUGAGAGGAAACGAGUAACUGUGACUGAUUUAAACUCAAAUAUUUCCAAUCUUAAGAUACUUAUUACAUCUCAGCUAACAGAUGGUCCGUUAAGUUACGAAUUGGUGUAUUGUGGGAAUGCUUUGAAAGAUGAAUCAACAAUGAGGUCAUGUGGUCUUCACACUGGAUCAACAGUAUACUUACUGUCCAAAUCAAAGUUAAGAGAAGAAGACCCUGACCCAUCACAAGUAAAUCCCUCCAAGGAGAAGAUUAAGCAGCUGAUGUCAGUUCUUCAGGGAGCACUUAAAAGUCCAGCAUACAAGUCAACAGUAGAAGGUAUCAUGACUUCUCCAGAGAAGCUUCAAGAAAUUGUGAAUGCAGUCCCUGGCUUGAAUAGCAACCCAUCCACACUGAAUCUUUUCAUGGACCCAUCAUUGCUUAGCAUACUGGCUCAUCCAGGCAAUAUUGGAAGGCUAUUGGAGUCUCACCCCAGUUUUGUGCGUGUGGCCGAGCUGAUCUCCGAGCAGGUAAAGGAAGCAGGCAGGACAGGCAACUUCACAACGUCCUCCACCCACUCCUACUCCCUGGACCACAUGUCAGACGAGGAGGAGGAGGCACCCGCAGCGGUAUGGAGUGGCAGCACACCUAUCACAGCUAAUCAGCUGGCAGCAGCCCUAGCAACAGCUACAGGGGCUGGACCCUCCACGUCCACUGCAGCACAGGGUCAUCCUAGACCAAUCACCCAGGACUUCUUCCAACAGGCAAUACUACAGGCCCAGUCCAGUACCAUUACAAGCCAGCUGCAGCAGAUGCAGGAGAUGGGUAUCACAGAUGAGAACGUGGCCAGACAGGCUCUACAAGCCACCAAUGGAGACCUCCAGGCAGCUAUAGACCUCAUAUUUGGGGGAGAGUUCAAUUGAGUCAUGCUUUACAAACCCCUGUCAGCGACCAAUUCUGGACUUCUUAGACUUUAAGAAUGUAUGAUCAUUGAUGUUCUUACUAGUUGAAUGUUAAUGAACUGCAAUUAUCUUGAGUCUUAUUGGGCAUUUACAUCCUCUUAUAACAUGAGUCUGAAUUUAAAUACACCGUAUUUUUGAAUGGCAUAAGCAACAUCUAUAGGAAUUAUCUUUUACCUGUUUAUGUCCAAAGUUGACAUGUUGACUGUUCGAAAUGCAAGUUAAAAGUUUUAAUGUUGUUAAUUUUUUGGCAUGUUUUAAGUUAACCUGACCACAAAAUAUUCAAGGUGAGCUAUUUUUAACCCACUAUGUCUGGCGUAUGUCAUUGUGCAGUGUGCAAUGUCCGGUGUUCGACAUCAAUUUCAAGCUCAAAACCCCUCUAGAGGCCACAUUUGUCAUCCAAUCUUGAUGAAACUUGGUUAGAAUGUUAAUCUACAAUAUGCAGGCAGUUUCAAUCUGGGUAAUGUGUGUCCCAAACCUAGAUCAAUUCUUACAAAUACCUUGUUACCAGAUUAGAGGCCACACUUAUUACUCAUUCUUUAUUUCUGGAAACAAGGUUACUAUGCCACAUCUUAAAGAAACCUUGUUACUUCUCUAGAGGACACAUUUAUGACCUAAUCUUGAUGAAACUUGGUCCGAAUCGUGUCAAUAUCUUGGCUUAAUUUUAAUCUGGGUUACAUGCGUCCAAAAACAUUGUUACCAUUCUCUUGGCAGUUAUGGCUUACUCCAUUAUGAAACUUGGUCAGAAUACUUAUCUGACAAUUUUAAUGGCAUGUUUUAAUCCGGGUUAAGUGGGGCACUAGAUCACCAGGUCUUGUCUUUAAAUUCUUGUGUUGAUAAGCUCAGGAGAAAGCAUACCGGGGGUAUUUUCCACCACUUGUUUCAUAAGACUUUCUGUGCCUCAGCUUGGCCUAAGACAGGGAAAACGCUCUUAAUCACCCCAAGGCACCAACCUGUUGUCAUAAUGACAUUAUUAUAUAGACAUUUUAUUUGAAAUUUCAUAGUGAAACUACCUUUAUUUAUUACAGAAGCAAUGUUUUCAAUAAAAAGCAAGUUAUCUUAAAUAUACUAUUUAUAUGCUAUAUUGAAAAUAUUUCAUAUUCAUGCAGAUAGUAUUAACUUGCGCGCUUUAUAGCCAUUUGGACAAAGGAACUCCUGUUCAGUCCAAAUCCUGGCUGUAUUACUGAAAGUUGAUUUAAAAAUGCAUUAAUUUAAAUAGCGAAGUCAGUGCAUUAUACAUUUUGUCACAGUAAACAAUUGGCAAGACUGAAUAAAUUGAACGAUAUGGAAGAA
This is a messenger RNA of Dreissena polymorpha, 2316 nucleotides long. RefSeq names its product ubiquitin-like protein 7. The record is from RefSeq and is a predicted model, not a curated record. The coding region runs from base 46 to 987 and encodes 313 amino acids. Gene Ontology annotation, cellular component: cytosol. Gene Ontology annotation, biological process: ubiquitin-dependent protein catabolic process. Lineage: Eukaryota; Metazoa; Mollusca; Bivalvia; Myida; Dreissenidae. The transcript has 9 exons. Gene Ontology annotation, molecular function: polyubiquitin modification-dependent protein binding.